Messenger RNA from Carlito syrichta (Philippine tarsier), 1847 nucleotides. RefSeq names its product solute carrier family 22 member 4. Gene Ontology annotation, biological process: transmembrane transport. Gene Ontology annotation, molecular function: transmembrane transporter activity. NCBI's taxonomy places the organism in Eukaryota, Metazoa, Chordata, Mammalia, Primates, Tarsiidae. The coding region runs from base 373 to 1500 and encodes 375 amino acids. The record is from RefSeq and is a predicted model, not a curated record. Gene Ontology annotation, cellular component: membrane. The transcript has 11 exons.
CCGGACACCGCGAACCUGAGCAGCGCUUGGCGCAACCACAGCGUCCCGCUGCGGCUGCAGGACGGCCGCGAGGUGCCCCACAGCUGCCGCCGCUACCGGCUCGCCACCAUCGCCAACCUCUCGGCGCUCGGGCUGGAGCCGGGGCGCGACGUGGACCUGGAGCAGCUGGAGCAGGAGAGCUGCCUGGAUGGCUGGGAGUUCAGCCAGGACAUCUACCUGUCCACCGUCGUGACCGAGUGGAAUCUGGUGUGUGAAGAUGACUGGAGGACGCCCCUCACCACUUCCCUGUUCUUCGUAGGCGUGCUCCUCGGCUCCUUCGUGUCCGGGCAACUGUCAGACAGGUUUGGCAGGAAGAACAUUCUCUUCGCAACCAUGGCUGUGCAGACUGGCUUCAGUUUCCUGCAGAUUUUCUCCAUCAACUGGGAGAUGUUCACUGUGUUAUUUGUCAUCGUGGGCAUGGGCCAGAUCUCCAACUAUGUGGUAGCCUUCAUACUAGGAACAGAAAUUCUUGGCAAGUCAGUUCGUAUUAUAUUCUCUACGUUAGGAGUGUGCACAUUUUUUGCAGUUGGCUAUAUGCUGCUGCCACUGUUUGCUUACUUCAUCAGAGACUGGCGGAUGCUGCUGCUGGCGCUGACGGUGCCGGGGGUGCUGUGUGUCCCGUUGUGGUGGUUUAUUCCUGAAUCUCCCCGGUGGCUGAUAUCCCAGCGAAGAUUUCAAGAGGCUGAAGAUAUCAUUCAAAAAGCUGCAAAAAUGAACAACAUAGCUGUACCAGCAGUGAUAUUUGAUCAUGUAGAGGAGUUAACCCCCAUGAAGCAGCAGAAAGUUUUCAUUCUGGACCUGUUCAAGACUCGGAAUAUUGCCACAAUAACCAUUAUGUCUUUGCUGCUAUGGAUGCUAACCUCAGUGGGUUACUUUGCUCUGUCUCUCAAUGUUCCUAAUUUACAUGGAGAUGCCUACCUGAACUGUUUCCUUUCUGCCUUGAUUGAAGUUCCAGCUUACAUUACAGCCUGGUUGCUACUGCGAACUCUACCCAGGCGUUAUAUCAUAGCUGGGGUACUGUUCUGGGGUGGAGGUGUGCUUCUCUUAAUUCAACUGGUGCCUGCAGAUUACUACUUCCUGUCCAUUGGCUUGGUCAUGUUGGGAAAAUUUGGGAUCACCUCUGCUUUCUCCAUGCUGUAUGUCUUCACUGCAGAGCUCUACCCAACCCUGGUCAGGAACAUGGCUGUGGGGGUCACAUCCAUGGCCUCCAGGGUGGGCAGCAUCAUUGCUCCUUACUUUGUUUACCUCGGUGCUUACAACAGACUUCUGCCCUACAUUGUCAUGGGCAGUCUGACUGUCCUGAUUGGUAUCAUCACCCUUUUUUUCCCUGAAAGCUUGGGAAUGACUCUACCAGAGACUUUAGAGGAGAUGCAGAAAGUGAAAGGGUUCAGAUCUGGAAAAAAGCCAAGAGAUUCAAUGGAGAGGGAAGAAAAUCCCAAGGUUCUAAUAACUGCAUUCUGAUAAAAAAAAAAUUUCUGCUUCAUUUGGUAAACUGAAAAACAUAAAUAAGACUCUGUGAAGAAACCAAAGCCUUUCCUGCUGAAAUGGACUGACUGUAGCAACUGACACUAAAAUGGACCUUACUAUCUAGAAAUGCUUGUCAUAUAGUAAACUCUGAACCAUCCUUCCAGAUAAUGUCCUAACUAACUAUUUUUAGACAGCCUCCUUACUAAUUAAUUCAAUGAAAUUGAUUUGUAAGAUUUUUUGAAAAUGUGUUAGUCAAGGACUGGUAAAGUACAUAUAAAGAUUAACAUUCUUUUCCAAACAUAAGAACACUACCUAAAUAAAAAGAAUGUCAUUAUAUUAAC